Molecule: messenger RNA, 5024 nt
Organism: Corylus avellana
Lineage: Eukaryota; Viridiplantae; Streptophyta; Magnoliopsida; Fagales; Betulaceae
Gene: ROS4
Product: Acyl-CoA N-acyltransferase with RING/FYVE/PHD-type zinc finger protein
Molecular function (GO): acyltransferase activity, transferring groups other than amino-acyl groups
Source: RefSeq, a predicted model, not a curated record
GUGAGGUUUUUGAGGGGGGAGGGAGAGAGAAUACAUGCCAUCUGUUGUACUCGCAGCACUGUUCGGGUUUCCCAAAGCUCUCUCUUUUACUGUUGGGUUUGGUCUAUUGUGCAGGUGAGGAGGAGGCCAAAGGCAACUUCCUUUUCCCCAGUCUUCCACGAUUCUCUCUCUUUUUCUCUCUGCAAAACCCAUUAAGCUUCUUCAAAUUAGAACCCUGAUUCCUGGUUUUUUUUCCUUGAUCUUGUUUGCACGUUGCUCAGGAAAAUGCAUUGCAAAGGAAUUACUGGAUGUUUUAGCCUAAGUUCAGCAAGUCAAAGGCUGGGUGAUAUGAUUUUAUACGGACUGAAUGGCAGAUCAAUCAAGAAGAUGAAGUUCAUUAGUUUCUUUUGUACAAUUGAUUUAUGAGUAGAGAAAUCUGGUAACUCUUUACCACAUUGAUUUCCAAUGUGGUAGACCUUGCCUUUUCUGAUGCUAAUUAUAUGUAGGGCAGAGGAAAUAGAAUGUAGAUAAUUGGAACUGCAAUCAGUUGGUAGAGAUGUUACUGAGCCAAGAAAUUGAGGAUUUGUGUGAUGAUGGCUUUGAGGGAUCAAAUGAUGAGCGCAGUAUUUUCCGAGAGGUCUUGUUUGGGAAUGACACUGAUCACACUACUAAGACGUGUCUUGUUACUGGAGUAAUUAACUUAGAUUGUGAGUCUGGUAAGAAUACAGAUACAUCAUUCUGUUCUAACAGUGAAAACUCAGUUGUAACAAGUCAGUCUUCCUCUAAAAAUAUACAUCUAGAGGACUUUUAUAACAUAUCUGAGGAUUUUAGAGAGAAUUCUGCGCCAGGGUGUUCUCCGGACAGAAUCUCCUCGGUAGAGAGGAAUGAUGAGGAUGCGAGUGUCAAGCGAAUGAAGUUUUCAGUUGAUGAACUGCCUAAUACCAGAACUGGUUCAGGAAAGAUUUCCAAUUCAUCAGUGAUUCCGAAAGAAAUUGUUUCUGGCAUGUUCUGUCCUGCUGGAGACUCUGUUUGUGAAACGUCGACUUUCCACUUAGUUGAAUCAUCAAGUCAUGGUGUCACAUCUAGUUCGUAUAUGUUGAAGCAACAUGUGGAAAUGGACAGACAGGGCAUUGUGAGUGACCUAAAUGUUCUUAAGAGUAGAUUGCCAGGCUUGGAUGGGAAUGACGGAAAAGAAGUAGUUGUAAGUAAAGCCAUCGCUUCACCCGUUUCCCAGGAGAGCUUUGCAACCAGAUUAUUGACUGCAUGCCCAUCUGUCCCUGUUUCGGAGAAGUCUGGAUCUGUACAUGCUGAGGAAAGACCAAAGCUAUUAGAAUCUCCUAAAAUGGAUGAAUCUAAUUUGUCUCCAAAGAUAGACCCUAUGAAGGAUCCUCGCUCUCUUCUCCAGUACCAUGUCAUUAACUUACUCGAGGCAGCAGGAUGGUGUAUUGAGAGGCGUAAAAGACCUAGUAGGCGUUAUUUGGAGUCGGUCUAUAUAACACCAAAGGGAAGGCCAAUUCGUGAAUUCCCUAAGGUUUGGAGGUUAUGCGGUGAGCUUUUAUUUGAAGAUAGGCAUAUCUUUAUGCAGGAAAACAAGUGUAAGGAAUGGGCUGAUUUUAGUCAGUUCUAUUCAGAUCUUUCUGAUACAUUGAUAAAUAUUGAGAAAGAAACGACCCAUUUGGAAAGUGCUAGCAGAUUGGUUCAUCGGUGGAGGCUUUUAGAUCCCUUUGUAACUGUUGUAUUUAUUGAUAGAAAAAUUGGUACAUUGAGAAAGGGAGAGGUAGUUAAAGCAACUCAAAGUCUGCUGAUUGAUAAGAACAAGAAAAGUGAUACUAUUUUGGCCUUGAAAAAUUGUGUUGAACACCAGUUUCCUCUGAGACAGGUGUCAGCUGAAAGUUCAUUGACAGUCUUUGGAAGGAAUUACCAUGCAUGCUGUCAACAAGUCUCAAAAUAUGGCGGACAAACAAAUAAUGGGCCAGUGGAACUUCUGACAGGUUUAUCUAUGUAUAAGGCUGAUGGUAUGUGUUUGGUGCAUGCUGUCAAUGGGAUGGGAAAUCAGUGUAGUGGAAUCUCUGGGAACAAAAUAAACAGUCAGGAUUUGACUUCCUUACCAGCUUGUGGGUCUGAUAGCACAUUUUCCCAGUCAGGUAUUUCUCGCUACGAUGUCCUUGUUACUUCCAGAAACUGUAACAAUAUGCUUGGAGGGUCUGGAGCUGUUUCCUCUCAUCAGAAUAGUAAUAUGAAUUCACCAAGCUCUGAUAAGCAGAUUUCUGAACAUAAUGUGGGGACACUUACAGAAGUUGCGGAAGAUGUGUUGUUGGAAUCUUUGGAGGAGAAAGAUAAAUUGCCGGAAGGCCAAGUUACUGAUAAAGUGAAAAGUCAGCUGCAGGGGUCAUUGGUUGACCAUCCAAACUGCACAACUGAUAAUCUGGAUUAUUCUCAGGACUCACAGGCAGUUUGGCAGUCUCAACAUAGUGAACAAGAGGGUGGGCAGUGCUCUGAAGCGUCGAAGUUCAAAAUGGCAGAUACGUUUUCUCCAGUAGAUGUUAUUUUGAAAAGGAAGAUCCGCAGGAAGUCUAAAAAGAUAUCUGAAAUCAAAUUGAGCACAUUAUACCAAAGUGAAAUUUUGGGUGCAACAUCUACUGAUAAGGCUGACUUGCCCAAUAGCAAAGCACAUUGCACUCACAUAGAGUUGAAAGAGGUGCAGGAGUACCUCAUUGCAGGUACUUCUAUGAAUACUAGAAAUAGAGGAAGUUACAAGAACUCCUCGUCCUUAAGUUCUUGCCAGCUUCAAGUUGAGAAAAGAUGCUCAAGGUCAAAGAAAAGACGAUGUGCUCAUAAUGGUUCUAGAACUGGAAAAAAGAAAUCAUGUGAAAUUGACGAUGAUGACCUCUUGGUUUCAGCCAUUAUAAAAAAUAAGGAUUGCAGCCCAAGUACUGCUCGAUAUUCUGCGAAAAUAAAAGCCUGCAAGUUAAGAUCUCGGAGAAAGCUUAAAAGCCAAAAGAGUCGUUGCAGGUUGCUUCCACGAAACCUGGGUAAUGGGGGGAAGCACUUUAAGGAUGGAAAGUGGCAUUCUGCUGGAGAAAGAACUGUGUUGUCAUGGUUGAUUGAUGCUGGAGUCAUUUCUCUGAAUGAUGUGAUCCAGUAUCGGAACCCCAAGGAUGAUUCUGUUGUUAAAGAUGGUCUGAUUACCAGGGAUGGCAUUAUUUGUAAAUGCUGCAGUAAGGUGCUUACACUAUCUGAGUUCAAGAUCCAUGCAGGGUUCAAACUAAACCGUCCCUGCUUGAAUCUUUUCAUGGAGUCUGGUAAGCCCUUCACAUUAUGCCAGCUUCAAGCCUGGUCUGCUGAAUACAAGAUCAGGAAAAGCAGGACCCAGGUGGUGCAAGCUGGUGAGGAUGAUCAAAAUGAUGAUUCAUGCGGGCUGUGUGGUGAAGGAGGCGAGUUGAUAUGCUGUGAUAACUGUCCCUCUACUUUUCAUCAGGCUUGUUUGUCCACAGAGGAGCUCCCUGAAGGCAGCUGGUACUGUCCAAAUUGCACCUGUCAGAUAUGUGGGGAAUUGGUUAAUGAUAAAGAAGCUUCAAGUUCUUCUGAUGCAUUAAAAUGUUCACAGUGCGAGCAUAAAUAUCAUGAGGCAUGCAUGAAAGGAAAAGGUGUAUAUGCAGGAGCAGUAUCGGAUACUUGGUUUUGUGGUGAAAGCUGUCAUGAGGUUUACUCUGGUCUUCAGUCUCGUGUUGGACUUGCCAAUCAUGUUGCUAAUGGUUUUUCGUGGAUGCUUCUUAGAUGCAUUCAUGAUGACCAAAAGGUUCAUUCUGCCCAACGUUUUGCAUUGAAGGCAGAAUGCAAUUCAAAAUUAGCUGUUGCUAUUGCUAUCAUGGAGGAAUGCUUUGUGUCCAUGGUGGAUCCAAGAACAGGCAUAGACAUGAUACCCCAAGUUUUGUACAAUUGGGGGUCAGAUUUUGCACGUCUAAAUUUUUAUGGUUUUUACUCAGUGGUCUUGGAGAAAGAUGACGUGCUGAUUUCUAUUGCAUCCAUCAGGGUGCAUGGCACUACAGUUGCAGAGAUGCCUCUUAUUGCUACUUGCAGUCAAUACCGCCGCCAGGGAAUGUGUCGAUGCCUUAUGAUUGCUAUUGAAGAGAUGCUAAUAUCUUUCAAGGUGGAAAAGCUUGUGAUAGCUGCCAUUCCAAAUUUAGUGGAGACAUGGACAGAGGGUUUUGGCUUCAAACCUUUGGAAGACAACGAAAAGAAAAAUCUGAAUAAGAUCAACUUGAUGGUUUUUCCUGGAACAGUUUUGCUCAAAAAACCCUUGUAUGAAAUUCAAAAGGCAGAUAGACAUUCUGAACCAGGUGAUAAAUCACCCUCAAGAGCAGAUGAAUCAACUAAAAUGGAAGAGUCCCUGCAGAAAUCUGGUGGAAACUCCUGCAGCAAGAAAGUCGGUGCUAAAUCGAUAAUUGAACCUGUUGAAGGCAAGAAUUUGCAAGAAUUUGAAACUGAAAGUGAACUGGCAGCCAUUGAUGGUGAUAUGGGACAAGUAGAUGCAUCCUCAAUUGGAGGAGAAGAAUCUACUUUCCAUUCCGGAGGAGAGCUCAAGAUCGAGUCUGUACAGCAAGAUGGAUACUUUUUUGCUAACCAAGUCGUUACGGAAACGGAGAUUGGACGUGCGGAAGGCAACGAUCUGCAGGAGUUAUUAAAAGGUGGUGCAGAAAUGGAAACCAGACUUGUGGAUGCAAAUUUGCAGGAAUCUGAAGAUGGAGCUAAAACGGAAAUCAUUCAAUCUAAUGGAAACUGUUGCACAAAUGAAGUUGAUGCUCAAUUGGAUAUCAAGCAUACAGAAGGCAAGGAAAUGGAAGUAGGUGAAAGCCAAGUAAAUACUCUGCAGGACCAAUUUUCAGAACUGUCCUGUGUGGAGUCGGUUCCAACAUUAGGGGAUAGCCAGCCUAAAAUAGUUGUUGCUGGUAAUGAAUUCUAUGGUUUGUAUGAUGAAAGACAACUUUCUUUGGACGAACAGCCCCAGAAAGCCUGCGAGUUGAAUGAAAAGUAGAAAUUUAUUA